Messenger RNA from Sphaeramia orbicularis (orbiculate cardinalfish), 2695 nucleotides. RefSeq lists its product as uncharacterized. The transcript is spliced from 23 exons. The record is from RefSeq and is a predicted model, not a curated record. Lineage: Eukaryota; Metazoa; Chordata; Actinopteri; Kurtiformes; Apogonidae. The coding region runs from base 288 to 2441 and encodes 717 amino acids. Gene Ontology annotation, biological process: lipid transport; lipoprotein metabolic process. Gene Ontology annotation, cellular component: membrane; extracellular region. Gene Ontology annotation, molecular function: lipid binding.
AUGUUGAUGUUUCGUUCUUUUUCUAAACACCUGUGAACUCGUAGUGUGUUACCACUCGGUGAACGCCAUAAAAACCCCCACCUUUCCGUGAAAUCAGAGUCGGACUACCUCUGUAACCUUAGCCCGCUUGGGUCCGCCUCGGUUUUGGCCAAACCAGUUUGUCAGUUUGGCUGAAGGGGAGGUGAAGGACUGAAGUGUACAGCCGUUCAACUUUCCUGUUGCUCUGUUACGCUGGGUUUUUUUUUUUUCUUCCAUCGUUUGUUUACUGUGACUCACCUGUGUCCAGUAUGAACAUGUUCAGGAAAGAUAAAAGCGAAAAGGCCGCCGCUCCAGUGGUCCCACCAAGACCCACCCAGGAGGAUUUGGAUAAUCCUAUCACACACAAGUUAAACAGACAGGAUGGAGGAGCGACCUCAGCCUCGCAGAGGACAGGGGUGAUGGGAGUGAUGCAGAAGGUCAACCCCUUCAAGUCUUCAUCCCAGACUCCGGCCGCCGUCGCCAAAGCCUCGUCUUCGGAGUCUUUAGAGCAGGAGGCAGCUCCAGCAUCCACACAGAGGACGGGGGUGAUGGGAGUGAUGCAGAAGGUCAACCCCUUCAAGUCUUCAUCCCAGACUCCGGCCGCCGUCGCCAAAGCCUCGUCUUCGGAGUCUUUAGAGCAGGAGGCAGCUCCAGCAUCCACACAGAACCCCGGUGCGCUGAGAGGGGUUAUUCAGAAGGUCAACCCAUUCAAGUCUACCUCCCAGGUGUCUAAGGCUCAGUCCUCCGAGUCACUGGAACCAGCGACAGUUACCGACUCUAAUCAGAACCCAGGUGUGUUUAAAGGGGUGAUGCAGAAGGUGAACCCGUUCAAGUCUUCCACACAGGUCUCGAAGAACGACGCUCUAAAUGAAACCGCCGAUCCCCGAGAAAGUGAAAAAGAACCACAGGUCAAACAGAAUCCAGGGGUGAUCGCAGGGAUGAUGCAGAAAGUCAACCCCUUCAAAUCCUCACAGCCAAAGGACACCCAGUCUCUACACAGUGACCUCUCCACCAGCGAUGGAAGCUUAGCAGACAACAACAACUUGCAAGAGAAACAGAACCCGGGAAUGUUUAAAGGGAUGAUACAGAAAGUGAACCCGUUUAAGUCUUCCACUCAGGACACCCGGUCUCUUCACAGCGAGAACUCCUCAAGCUCCCAAAGUUUAGACGACGCCACCAUCGAGCGAGGAUCUGUUUGGUACACAGACGAUGAACCUAGCUGUGAGGUGAAAAGCCAGCCGGUGGAGACACAGAAGAAACGAACUAUGACUUUCAGAAUAAAGAGGAUCCUUCCCAGUGCUUUGUUCGGGUCUGGGCCACAGGACUCUACAUCAUCUGGUCCUCAGGCACCGCCUCAGGAGACCGUGGAGGUUCAGACGUUGGAGAUGGCUGAAGUACCGACGCCCAGUGAAGGAACCGUCCUGGACCCUCUGGACGAUGAAGACGGCCUGUUGUCAUGGUGGAGGACAGUAGACGGCUGGAAUGAGUGGAAUGAGGCAACCCAAGACAGUGAUGCUGAGGAGGUGGUGGAACAAGCGGCCGAUCGCGUCUUCAUGGCGGCUCGCCUCUUCGUCCGCUUCUUCAACCAACGCGGCGCUUCGCUCCAGCAGCGCAUCCUGGAGCUCCUGUCUUUAGCCGACGCCGCCGACUCUUUCCAUAAGAAAACCGUGACGGCCAGCAUGGGCGGCGGGGUGGCCAGCGUCGCCGGGUCCGUCACCACCAUCACCGGCCUUAUUCUGGCACCUUUCACGGCGGGAACAUCGCUCAUCGUCACCGCGGUAGGCAUCGGUGUAGCUACGGCGGGCGGGCUGGCGUCCGCUUCAGCCAACAUCACCGACACGGUCCAUUCAAAAACAGACAGGAAGAAGGUGGAGAAGAUGAUCCAAGACUACCAGGAGGAAAUAAAGGACAUCAAAGAGUGUCUGGACUUUCUGCAGGAAGGGAUGGAGACCCUGGAGGAGUGGAAUUUUGAGCAGUACGCCGAGAGCAUCUCCAAGAAGCACCUCAAUCAAAACGUCAAACAUGUAAUGAAGGAGGGUGGCCGAGCUGGAAAGGCCUUGGUGAUCAACACCGAGAGUCUGAUCAGCACUGUUCAGGUCCUUGGUGUUGCGGGCGGCGCAGCCAAGGCCGCCCAGGUGAUGAGCGUCACCACCGGAGUGAUGUCGGGCCUCUUCCUCGCUCUGGACGUCUUCUUCCUGGCGAAGGAUUCCAUGGAGCUGAGGAAAGGGGCCAAGACGGAGUUCGCCACCAAGAUCCGGGAGGUUUGUAAAGAUCUGCAGGACGGACUGUUGGAGCUGAACAAGAUCAAGGAGCAGCUGCAGAAGACGAUGGACGGGAUAGAGGUGGAGGUAGAUGAGGAAGAGGAGGAGGAUGAAGAACAACUGAAGGCUGAUCUGAAGAAACUCAUUGAACUUGAAGAAUGAAGUAUCUGCGAUUUGGAAAGUCAAACCCAAACCUCAGUGCCCUUAUCUUAGAAAGACCGGAGGGCAUUAUUAUAACUCGAAGACACUGUUGAUCCAAUGUUGUAAGAAUUUUAAUUGAGUAGUUUCUGUUAUUUAUUUUGAAUAUGAAGUCAAUUUAACCCGUGCUAAUAUGUAGUAAUGUGUUUGUUUCACUGUUGUUUUAGUCAGUUUUUAAAAGACCAAGUUUCAGUGCAAUAAAGGUGAAUUCCUAGCAA